CAACUACUAGUUAGUGGUUUGCUGUUAGUAUUAGAUAGCUAGGCUCCAAGGUCCAUCACAAAUGACUAGCGUCCUAGAAAGAUUUGGUCAUGAGGUGGUUCGCUAGUGUGGAGGGAUAGAGGUGUUGCCUUGGCCGCUAGCCCUCUCCCCCGGGCCCCGGCCCCUAGAGUCAAACCGUAUAAUUCCUAGGGCCUCACUGCGGCCGCCCCGGCCGGGGAUAUAUACACACGUACGCCGCCUGCGCGCAGGCCGUGUCGGCGUGCGCCUGCGGUCGCCAGUGAUCGGUCGACCGGCCGGGCUCCUCUCUCCGCCAUGGCGAGCGGCGGCAGCUUGAGGGAGCAUCAGCAGCAGCAGGAGAUGAACAUCUCCUUCGGGAUGGUGAACAACCACCACGGCGGCCACCACCACCACCACCAGCCUCCGUCCUCGUCCUCCUCCUCCUCCAUGCAUGCGGCGGCCGCGAGCUUCAUGAGCGGCGCCAAGGAGGCGUCAGGGGCGUAUGACCAUCUGGGGGAGCUGGACCAGGCCUUGUUCAUGUACCUGGAUCACGGCAGCGGCCAUGGCGCCACGCACCAAGAGCAAAGGCAGACACUCAACAUCUUCCCUUCCCAGCCCAUGCAUGUGGAGCCAUCGCCGAAGGGGGAGAUUAGUUUAGUCCUGUCCCCGGCGCCGGUGGGAUCCAAGCAGCCUAGGUCACCGGACCAUCACCAUCACCAGCAGGCCGCCAUGGAGGAGUUGGCGGGGAGCAGGAGGCUGCAGCAGGAGCACCACCACCUGCAGCACCAACCCUUCCCUGCUGCCGGUGCUGAGCCUGCAGCGGGCGGGAUGACCAAGGAUGUGAAGCCACUGGCCAAUAAGAAGGAUCACAGGAGGGGCACAUCGACAUCUGAACGCGAUACGAAAACACUGAGAAGGCUGGCCCAGAACAGGGAGGCAGCGAGGAAAAGCAGGUUAAGGAAGAAGGCUUACAUCCAGCAGCUGGAGUCCAGCAGGAUCAGGCUAGCUCAGCUCGAACAAGAACUUCACACUGCAAGAGCUCAGGGAGUCUUCUUCCCCAACAGCAGCCUCCUCGCCGACCAAGGCGUCGCCGGCAAAGGCGUCCCCAUCGGCGGCAUCGACGGCCUCAGCUCAGAGGCGGCGAUGUUCGACGUGGAGUACGGGCGGUGGCAGGAGGAACACUACCGCCUGAUGUACGAGCUGCGGGCGGCGCUGCAGCAGCACCUGCCGGAGGGGGAGCUGCAGAUGUACGUGGAGAGCUGCCUGGCGCACCACGACGAGAUGAUGGGCAUCAAGGAGGGCGCCAUCAAGGGCGACGUCUUCCACCUCAUCUCCGGCGUCUGGAGGAGCCCCGCCGAGCGCUGCUUCCUCUGGCUCGGCGGCUUCCGCCCCUCCGAGGUCAUCAAGAUGCUGUUGAGCCACGUGGAGCCCCUGACGGAGCAGCAGAUCGUGGGCGUGUACGGGCUGCAGCAAUCGGCGCUGGAGACGGAGGAGGCGCUGAGCCAGGGCCUGGACGCGCUCUACCAGUCGCUCUCCGACACCGUCGUCUCCGACGCGCUCAGCUGCCCCUCCAACGUCGCCAACUACAUGGGCCAGAUGGCCGCCGCCAUCAACAAGCUCUCCACCCUCGAGGGCUUCGUCAGACAAGCGGAGAGCCUUCGGCAGCAGACGCUGCACCGGCUGCACCAGAUCCUGACGACGCGGCAGAUGGCGCGGUCGCUACUGGCGGUGUCCGACUACUUCCACCGCCUCCGCACGCUGAGCUCGCUCUGGGUCACCCGCCCCAGGGCGCCGCAGGAGCAGCCGCAGCAGGGCCACAGCUAGUGCCCGCGGCGGCGGCGGCGGCGGCCUUCGUCGACCGCCGGCGGCGGCGGUGACCACCGCCGCAGCGGCGCACGCAUGCGUCCAUGCAUGCGUAUAUGGGCAUGCAUGGACGCAUGCAUGGUGUGCUCGUUCAUCGCCAGUGAUCUCAUCAAGAAGUUAAAAACCCAGCAGAUCGAACCAGACCAGCUUGCAGGUAGUAGCUAGUAGUUUUUAGUAGCUGCUUGCUAGGAGGGAGAGAGUGAGGUCGAGGAUCGGAAUGAUCAUCAUCAACCAAAAGGAUGUUAAUCUUAGCGACUGUCGUUGGAUGCUAGUAGAGCUUAGCUAUAGCUAUUAGGUGUGAUCGAUCCGUCGGUCGUCGGCUGCCCAUCAGUCGACGCGUCUGAUUGAUGGUUUUAUUAACUAGUAAUCUGCUUAUGAUCGACUUUGGAGAUGAGGCGUUUUGAUUAACUGCAUUGUCGAACUGUUGAACAAACCAACAAGCAUGCAUGUUGCUUUUGACAACACUGCGCAGCAUGUUUGUGUAGCUCGAGAGAAUGAGACUUGAGAUCAUUUAU
Messenger RNA from Panicum virgatum (switchgrass), 2375 nucleotides. RefSeq names its product transcription factor TGA2.1-like. The coding region runs from base 313 to 1821 and encodes 502 amino acids. Gene Ontology annotation, biological process: DNA-templated transcription; regulation of DNA-templated transcription. Gene Ontology annotation, molecular function: DNA-binding transcription factor activity; sequence-specific DNA binding. NCBI's taxonomy places the organism in Eukaryota, Viridiplantae, Streptophyta, Magnoliopsida, Poales, Poaceae. The record is from RefSeq and is a predicted model, not a curated record. The transcript is spliced from 11 exons.